This is a messenger RNA of Sinocyclocheilus anshuiensis, 3847 nucleotides long. Its product is annotated as sterile alpha and TIR motif-containing protein 1-like. Gene Ontology annotation, cellular component: dendrite. Gene Ontology annotation, biological process: negative regulation of MyD88-independent toll-like receptor signaling pathway; signal transduction; response to axon injury. Bases 405 to 2546 code for a protein of 713 amino acids. The transcript is spliced from 8 exons. The record is from RefSeq and is a predicted model, not a curated record. Lineage: Eukaryota; Metazoa; Chordata; Actinopteri; Cypriniformes; Cyprinidae. Gene Ontology annotation, molecular function: signaling adaptor activity; protein binding; NAD+ nucleosidase activity.
AGGACAGUGGAAAUAGUCGUCUUUGUCUGACAAAACUUAAUCGAGUGCCAGUAUACAGCGAUACCAGCCGGCUACUGUCUAAUUUUCUUAAAACAUCAAGCCAUCCUGACAGCGUUAUCUUGUUAUUUGAUGGUUUUUGAUGGGUCCUUUCUAACAGUGGAUUCUUAAAACUUAUCUUAACCAGUGCUCUGACGUCAUUUGUGUUUAUUAUUUUUCUCUGACAUCAGCAGGAUAAUGUGGUUUGGUGUAAACGGCCGCUGCUAAUGAACUGAACUGUUUCCCACGCAUUAGACAUUAAUGAUUUGCUUGGUAAUGACGGCGACGCCAUAAUUUCUUUGUCACGCCUGAAAGACAAAGAAACAUCAGAACUGUUGUUAUAACAGAGACACAGCUGGUAACGGUAGAUGUUUUUGUCUCUUGUCGUUUAUCUCAGCAAGUUUUGCCGUUAUUUCUCAAUGUUUAGCACCGACAGACUCACGGUUCCUGAAUAUGUCAGUAAUCGGCUACACAACCGGAGGACGAGCUCUGGCCCCAAGGCUGUGUCUCCGGGGAUCAGCACCGACGUCCAGGCCGUGUUGGACGGCUCUCUCCCCGCGCUGCGCUCCGCCAUCAAAACACUCAAGUCUUCAAAAGACACUGGAGAUGUGGAGGAGACCCGCCGAGCCAUUGCUGAGACUUUCCAGCUCGUCGAGGAGGCCUGGGUCCUGCCCACAGUGGGCCGACAGGUAGCGGAGGAGAUCUGCAACAGGAUCCGGCUGGACGGGGGUCUGGAGCUGCUCUUGCUGCUGCUGCAGACACCGGCUGUAGAAAUCACAUACGAGUCUGCCAAGCUCCUUGAGCAGAUUUUGGUCUCAGAAAACAGGGACUAUGUGGCACGUAUGGGGCUUGGGGUCAUCCUGAACCUGACCCGUGAGCAGGAGGAUGCCCAGCUGGCAAGGAGCGUGUCGGGCAUCCUUGAGCACAUGUUUAAACACACAGAGGAGACAUCUGCGCAGCUCAUCACUAACGGAGCACUGGACACCCUCCUGUACUGGUGCCGUGGAACAGACCCAACUGUACUGCGGCACUGCGCCGUGGCCCUGGCAAACUGCGCCAUGUACGGUGGGCACCGGUGCCAGCGGCUGAUGAUCGAAAAACAGGCGGCUGAAUGGCUGUUCCCGCUGGCGUUCUCCAAAGAGGACGAGCUCAUCCGCUUCCAUGCAUGUCUGGCCGUGGCUGUGCUGGCGGCUAAUAGGGAGAUAGAGAAAGAAGUGGUAAAGUCUGGUACUCUGGAGCUGGUGGAGCCCUUCAUCGCCUCGUUGGACCCUGAAGAGUUUGCACGCAACUUGUUGGACAGCGCAGACAGCAUGCAGGGCCGUACGGCUGCAGACCUGCAGCACUUACUGCCCCUGCUGGACGGCACACGUCUGGAGGGGAAAUGCAUCGCUGCGUUCUAUCUGUGCGUGGAGACUAGUAUCAAGUCCCGUCAACGUAAUACCAAGAUAUUUCAGGAGAUUGGAGCUGUUCAGAGUCUAAAGAGGAUCGUCAUGUACUCCAGUAACGCCACCGUCUGCUCUCUGGCUAAGAGGGCCUUAACAAUGAUGAGUGAGGACGUCCCGAGGCGUAUCCUUUCAUCUGUACCCAACUGGAAGAGCGGAGAGGUACAGACCUGGCUGCAGCAGAUUGGUUUCAGUGCAUUCAGUGAACGGUUUCAGGAACUGCAGGUGGAUGGAGAUCUCCUGCUCAAUAUCAAAGAACAGGAUCUGAUCCAGGAUCUGAGAAUGACUUCUGGGCUCACUCGCAAGAGGUUUCUUCGAGAUCUGCGUGUACUGAAAACCUAUGCCAACUACUCCACAUGUGACCCCAAUAACCUGGCAGACUGGCUAGCUGAUAUAGACCCACGAUUCCGUCAGUACACCUACGGCUUGGUUCAGUCAGGAGUCGAUCGGAACAAUAUCAUCCACAUUACAGAACAACAGUUGCUGUCUGACUGCCAUGUAGAGAAUGGAAUCCAUCGUGCAAAGAUCCUUUCUUCUGCCCGCCGCCCUGCUAAACCCUGCGUAACCGAUUCCCAACCCGCAGGCCCUGAUGUGUUCAUCAGCUACCGUCGCACUACAGGUUCACAGCUUGCUAGCCUACUGAAGGUGCAUCUACAAUUGCGUGGUUUCAGCGUCUUCAUCGACGUGGAGAAACUGGAAGCUGGCAGGUUCGAGGAGAAACUGAUCACGAGUGUACAGCGAGCACGCAACUUCAUUUUGGUGCUGUCAGCCAACGCGCUGGACAAAUGCAUGGGCGACGUGGCUAUGAAAGACUGGGUUCAUAAGGAGAUUGUCACCGCCCUGAAUGGGAAGAAGAACAUUGUUCCUGUCACUGAUAACUUUGUGUGGCCUGAUCCGGCCUCUCUGCCAGAGGACAUGAGCAGCAUUCUCAAAUUUAAUGGCAUUAAGUGGUCCCAUGAGUAUCAAGAAGCCACUAUCGAAAAGAUUCUGCGCUUCCUCAAGGGAUGCCCAAGCAAAGAGCAACCAGACGGAGCAAAAACAGACAAAAAAGAGCCCCAAAAGAAAUAAAACAUACAUCUGACCAAUAAAAAGCCCUUUAUUAUGCCUAAUAAGUAGGUGUUUCCAAUAAUGACCACCGCGUAAUCAGAAAACACCUGCUUACCCCUCAGAGGCCAGUGUUUCCUUUGGUUGUAUGCAUGUAGAUGGUCUAGAUAGAUGCAUAAGUGUAACCUACCCAAAGAUGCAACGGAAUUUACAAGGUGCGGUCACAUUAGCAAAGUUUUGGCAAUAUUUUACAGGGGAAUAACAGUCCAUCUUGUCAAUUGUGUAGCAAUAUAUGAAGCAUCACUAACAUAAAAGUCACUUUCAAACCAAGUAGCUGUCUGUUGGUCAAUGUGGUGAGUUUGUGUGACUUAACCUGAACCCGUUGUGAAAUCUGCACGUGGAAAUUUUUCACCAUCACAUGAUGGAUUCCUAUAUACUGAUUUGAGUUUUUUCGCAAAAUUCGCAAAAGUAAAUGUGACCGCACUUUAAAGAUUAUUCUGAGUUAUUUACAGCUUUAUGUCUGUCGACAGCAUUUGUGGCUCUAAAUAACACUGAAUACUCCUUAAAUUGUGCAUUAGUAAUCAAACUGUACUGACUGUGCUCCCAGAAUUGUGUUACAUUUCUGUAACUCAGGAAGCUGAAACGAUUUCUGCAUUACGCGUCGUAUUUAUGACAUCAGGAUAAAUCUAAGCAUAGUCAGUCAAUCCAUAGUCAGAUAGUACUAGAUAAUCUCGCAUUAUAGAAAGCCUUAUGAAAUGUUAAACAUCAGUUUUUAUAUUUCCUUUAUUCUAGUUCAGUUAGUUAAUCCACAAAUAGUCCAUUCUUUUUUCUAACUACAGGUUUGUGCAGGUUGUUAUGUUAAGUAAGUUCUGAUAUUAUGUACAGUGCAUCAUUCAAAAGGCAAAUAACACAUUUUUCACCUCUAAGAAUAUUUCACAACAGUUCAUAAAGCUCAAGAUGAAUCAUUAUAGUUAUUAAUCACUUCAUGCAGUAUUAGAAACAAACCCUGAUACAACAGUUUCAGGACUCAAAAGACUGGUGUAGAGGCUUUCUUAGGAUUUGCGAGAAUAUUAUGCAGCAAUUUUAAGUCAAUGAUACAUUUUCAGUCACUGUGAAAAUGCAUUCGGUCAAGGAAAAUGUGGAUGAACAUUUACUAACAGCUCUUAACACCUCAAGCUCUAUGCUGCCAUUGAGCUCCCUGUUGUUGCCUUAUGAUAUUUAUCCGAGUGUUUCAGGUGUAAUGCAGCGUGUAACAUCUGUACAAUUAAAUAAUGAAAUGUUCUUUUUUUUCAGAAAUAAACAGCAAUAAAGCUUGUUUUGGAAAA